AUGUGUGUGCGCCUCCGCAGCGGCUGCAGUACGCAGAGCUCAAGGAGAGCUUCAGCACAGUGAAGAGCUUUCCUGUGGGCACCACCGUAUCCUAUGUCUGCCGGCCCGGAUACAUGGCAAUCCCCGGAAAAUCGUCAGCUCGUACGUGUGGUGAGGACUUGCAAUGGUCACCCGUAGAGCAGUUCUGUACAGAGAGAAAAUGUAAUCAUCCAGGAGACUUAGAACAUGGUUUUAUUAAUGUGACAGAUCUUACAUUUGGUUCAAAAGCUACUUUUUCUUGUGAAAAAGGAUUCAGAUUGCGUGGAACUGAUGAAAUUUCCUGUGUAAUAAAGAAUAAAGGUGUUGACUGGGAUCGAGAUCUUCCCCUGUGUGAAAGAAUUCCCUGUGCACCACCUCCGAGCAUCGCCAAUGGCCGCUACACCGAAGCCGCCAACUACGUCUAUGAAACGCCAGUGACCUACAGCUGUAAUGAGGUGCCGAAAGGCGCCGACCCCUUCUCGCUCAUUGGCCCUGCUACGAUUUUCUGCGAAUACAAUACAGAAUCAAAUGGAGUUUGGAGUCAGCCACUUCCACAAUGUAAAGUGGUCAAAUGUGAUAACCCGAAAGUUAAAAGUGGAAGAAAAACAGCUGGAUUUGGACCUUCCUAUAGCUAUAGGGACUCAGUCAUGUUUGAGUGUGAUCCAGGCUAUUUCAUGAUCGGACCGGAGGUAAUUACUUGUGGAGAAAAUAGCACCUGGUUUCCUCCAAAACCAACUUGUGAAAAAAUUACAGAAGUUUUAUGUGGUGCCCCGAAGAUCACACAUGGAGUAGUGAUUCCAGCAAAAUCCGUAUAUGGAGAAGGAGAGUCUGUUCAGAUAAAGUGCAAUGCUCACUGCAUUUUUCCCGAUGGCGCUGAAGAGCUGACAGUCACUUGUCGAGGGCAAAAUAUGUGGAGUUCUGUACAAAACUGUACAUGUGGGCCUGUAAGUUCUGGUUUCACUCCAGACAUACAUCAUGGUAGAGUAAUUGAUGGGCAAAAACCUUCAUAUUCCAUCGGGGAUUUUAUUACGAUUGAAUGUUAUGCAGGGUACACAUUGCAUGGUGAAGCUCGUAUUCAGUAUAUUGGAGAAAACCAAUGGGUUCCUGGAGUGCCAACUUGCCAGUUAAGUGGGCUUAUUACGGCCAUCAUCUGUGUGAUUGUGGCCGUCGUGGUGUUCCUGGCAGCCUUCUGGAUCUAUAAGAAAUUCUUUUCACAUAAUGGGAAACGUGACAGCACUCCAUAUACUGCCGAAUAUAAGAUCUGUAAAGCAUGA
This is a messenger RNA of Mesitornis unicolor (brown roatelo), 1292 nucleotides long. RefSeq names its product membrane cofactor protein-like. Lineage: Eukaryota; Metazoa; Chordata; Aves; Mesitornithiformes; Mesitornithidae. The transcript is spliced from 10 exons. The annotation marks the transcript as partial. The record is from RefSeq and is a predicted model, not a curated record.